This is a messenger RNA of Coffea eugenioides, 3994 nucleotides long. Its product is annotated as nodulin homeobox. The transcript has 17 exons. Gene Ontology annotation, biological process: flower development. Gene Ontology annotation, molecular function: single-stranded DNA binding. The coding region runs from base 164 to 2965 and encodes 933 amino acids. NCBI's taxonomy places the organism in Eukaryota, Viridiplantae, Streptophyta, Magnoliopsida, Gentianales, Rubiaceae. The record is from RefSeq and is a predicted model, not a curated record.
UAGAAUAGUGGUGGCUGUGGGUAAAAGUUGUUGGGACUUGGAUGCCUCCUUUGCUUCCUCCCUCUCUCGCUCUUUCUGCAUUCCCUCUAAAAUUUUCAUCCCCUUCGCUCUCUCUUUCACUUCUCCAGCGCUGUUUAUCUUGGUCCUGAGCGGGAUUCAGAGAAUGAGAAAUUCAAAGGAGCAAGUAUUGUGCAGCACAGAACCUUUGACUCUGAGCAGCUCUUUGAGGAGAAAUGACUCAGUUCUUGACUUCAUUUCUGCGGUUAAAGGGUUGCAUAAGCUAACUUCACAGGAGCUUGGCAGGCUAAUAAGGGAGGCAGAAAACAGUGUUAUUCAUUGCACAGCUGAAAAUGGAUGUCAAGUCCAGAUUGAUGUAGAUAGGCUUGCAAGGCAUCUUCCUUUACACCUUAUUGCAGCACUUGUAAAUUGGAGACCGGAUGAAGCACUAUUUGAAUAUUUGUUAUCUGGGUUUAGACUGCUGCACUCAUUGUGUGAUUUGGCACCUCGGCCCCCUAAGAUUGAACAGAUAUUCGUGGAUGAUACAAAAGUAUCCGAGCAGAUACUUGACCUUAUCUUUUUUGUGCUUGCUAUUCUUGCUACUUGCAGACAGGAACACAACAUUUCCGAUCAGCUGGUUCACUUGCAUUCAACACUGGUUUCCUCCAGUCUGUAUUUAUUAACAGCGUGUGUCUCUUCGCAAUGGCAAGAACUUACUCAACUUUUGCUACAGCAUACCAAGGUUGAUAUAUUUAUGGAUGUAGCUUUUGCUGCUGUGCAACUUGAUAUUCAGUUUCUGCAUACCAGGUUGUCAGCUGAAAAUGCUAAUUUCCAUACUAGUCCAAAUGCUGAAGAAACAUUGAAUCAUCUGUGCCAGCAGUGUGAGGCUUCUAUACAGUUUCUUAUGUCAUGCUGUCAACAGAAGUUAUUUCGGGAGCGCCUUGUGAGGAACAAGGAGUUAUGCGGUAAAGGUGGCGUUCUUUUGCUGGCGCAAACUGUUCUUGAUGUAAAUGUAUCUCCGUUUUUUGUAGAAUCCUCUGCAGUUGUGGCUGCUGUUUCAAGAAUGAAGUCUAAAGUCUUGUCUAUUCUAUUGCAUCUUUGUGAAGCUGAAAGUGUAUCUUAUCUGGAUGAAGUUGCCAGCAACCCCGGAACUCUGAAUUUAGCCAAGUCUAUUGCUCUUGAGGUUCUUGACUUGCUGAAGAAAAUGUUUGGUGGAGAUUCUAAACAACCAAUUGCUUGCUCAGCCAAGAUAUAUCCAAAAGGUCUACUGCAACUGAAUGGAAUGCGCCUUGCAGAUAUAUUCUCUGAUGAUUCAAAUUUUCGAUCUUACAUCACAACAUAUUUUACAGAGGUUUUGACAACUAUCUUUUCACUUCCACAUGGAGAGUUCUUAUCCAGUUGGUGUUCAUCUGAACUUCCAGUUUGGGAGGAAGAUGCCACUCUGGAGUAUGAUCCUUGUGCAGCUGCUGGAUGGGCUUUGGAAUUUUUUUCAUCAUCAGACCUCCUGUAUCCUUGCAGUUUGGAAUCCACUUUCAUUCCCUGCAAUGUCCCUCGAGCAUCGUAUGCACAUCAGAGGACAUCCUUAUUGGUUAAAGUUAUAGCAAACCUCCAUUGUUUUGUCCCUGACAUAUGCAAAGAGGAGAAAGAUCUCUUUCUUAACAAGUUUCUUCAGUGCUUGCAAAGUGAGGUCCCUAAAAUUUCUCAUAGGAUUUCAGCUCUUUCUGAUGCUGAAAAAGCAAUCAUUGUUAAUCGCAACCUGAGUUCACUACUUAGUCACGCGGAGUCUCUAAUUCCAGGCUUUCUAAAUGAAGAGGAUGUGCAGCUUCUGAGGGUGUUCAUUAGUCAGUUGGAAUCUCACAUUAAGCCAGCUCUAUUUGAAGAGAAUCAAGUUCAGGAUGAUCAAAGCAAAGGACAGUUGUUACCUUUAGUGGACGCUUCUAAUUCCAAUAACAGAAGUGACGAUUUCAAGGGAAAUUUGUUGAAGACUGCUGCUUUCAAUGAAGCGGAUUCAUUCAAUUUCAGGGAGAAUGGCGUGGAUAAAAAAUCAGUAGAUGUGGGGAAGAGGAUUGAUAAAGUUAAAUGUAAUGGAGAUGCAGGACAAAUAAAGAGUGAUACUCAAAAUUUUGUAAUGAUUGAGCCAGACGUAAGUUCUAUGGGAGGAAAAGCUCCUACUAAUCAGAUUGUUGACAAUGAAUCCACCAAAGAUGUGUCUGUGCACAUCCAACGAGAGGAAAAGAUGGAGACUGUACAGAAUGAAGAGAAGCACCAAAGAAAGCGGAAGCGAACCAUAAUGAAUGAUAAGCAGGUGGCUCUGAUCGAAAAGGCACUCGUGGACGAACCUGACAUGCAUCGUAAUGCUGCAUCACUGCAAUUAUGGGCUGAUAAAUUAAGUGAUCUGGGUUCUGAGGUGACUCCUUCCCAGCUAAAAAAUUGGCUGAAUAAUCGCAAAGCAAGGAUGGCUCGUGUUCGUGUGCUGUCUGAUGGGGACAAUGCUGAUAAGCAAAGUGCUCCUGUAAACCUUCCUCCACAUGACUCUCCUAGCUGUCCUGUUGGAGAUGUUAAGGUAGUUUCAACUGCAAAGGGGAAUCAAACGAGUGGAAUUGGAGAUGCGAUAGUGAAAGCUUGCAGUAAUGAGAGUUCAAGGAUCUCACUUGCAGCUCCAAUUGAAAUUGCGCAGUCAGAGCCUGUCAACCUUGAGCCAGGGCAGUAUGUUUUGCUCUUAGAUCAAAAUGCGAAAGUGAUAGGAAACGGAAAAGUGCAUCAGGUAAAUGGGAAUUGGUACGGAUAUAACUUGAAGGAUUCGGGGACUUUCGUUGUGGACAUUAUGGAUCUUAGCAUUGAGAGAUGGGCCAAGCUUCCAUACCCAUCUGAAUUUACGGGUAUUUCAUAUGAUCAAGCUGAAAAAAAGCUUGGCUCAAUGCGAGUCUUGUGGAAUUCUACCAAAGUUUCUGGGCUACCAUCACGGUGAACCUGGCUGCAGCUUAUCGUGGAGGGGUCUGACAACGAUCAUUAGUCAAUUCAAUCCUGCAAGCUGCACAUACUUCAAAUUAUCCCGUGUUGUUUGCAAGCCCUCGGCUGUCACGUUUUCAUGCGCUUAAGGUGGGAUGUGGAUGCAGAUGCAGAUUUGAUAUUUCAUCUAAGCCCUUGGCUAUCAUGGUUUUAUGAACUCAAGGUGCGAAGCAGAUGCAGAUACAGAUUCGCUAUUUCAUCUACUUCCUUGCUUGCUCCAGUUACAGAGGCAAAGUGGAGGGUGUGACUCCAAAAGUUUGUAUUGAGUUUGAUGCGUGGUGAUGUCUUGGCCUCCUGCUGUAUUGGACCGGGCCGGGCUGGCCCUAUGCCGCUGGAACAGUUGCUCAAUUCGUCUGGGUAUCUCUGAGGGCUGUGGAUAUUAAUCCCAUGCUCUCUUUCCCAAUGUUCGCCAGGAUGUGACCUGGCAAGGGAAUCAUUAACAGGAUGCAACCCAAUGGGACUGACGGUUAUCGCAGAGCCAUAAGCUCGAUCUCAUAAACCAGCUGAAACUCGCAAGUCAAAAUGCUUAAAGCCAGGGUUGCGGAGUUCUCCGUUCAGGACAUUUGGGGGGUGAAGCUAAGUCGGAAGAAGAAGAGCAGAUGACUCUCUGGCGAACAUUGGGAAACCGGAUGCUCAAAAUGUUUUUUGGUAUUUUCGCAUUUCAAAUUUUCGUCCUAUGAAGAGUGGCAAAUUUUGCAGGAGGAUUGGGUGAAAGUGAGUAUAUUUGCAAAUUUGGCGUUAGUCCUUAGCUGUACUUGAAAGGGAGAGAUGAAGAAUCGCAGGAACCAUCACCACUACUUUGAGGCCCUAUUCAUUCGUCUGAAUUGUAGUAAUUUCGGGUGAAACGCAGUUUUGGUUUCUAACAUUUGGUACUUGUACUAUUUUAGUCCUUGAAGUUUUGAUAGAAACAAAUUUAGUUCCCAAUGUUCAGCACUUGGUAUUGAUUAUCUUAUCUAAGAGGAUGGAUUUUCUCGCGAAAUUAGUUACA